Molecule: messenger RNA, 8019 nt
Organism: Phascolarctos cinereus (koala)
Lineage: Eukaryota; Metazoa; Chordata; Mammalia; Diprotodontia; Phascolarctidae
Source: RefSeq, a predicted model, not a curated record
CCGGUGGCGGUUCCGGCGGCGGCGGCGGCGGCGAGGACGGACGGAGGGACGCCCGGACGGACGCCUGGAGUCGGAGCCGAGACGCGACGGAGACCGAGACUGAGGCUUCGCCGGGGGUCCGAGAGUAACGCGGAGCCGAGAGCAGGCGGGAUGUGGGAGCGGAGCUUCAGCUCCUGAGCGCCCAGCCGGGGCCGCGCCCCCCGCCCCCCUGCCCCAGGCCUCUCUCCACCCAUUUCCCGGGCCUCGCUGCUCUGAGCCGAGCGGGCCGGUGAGGAGACGCCCCCGCCCCGCCUUCCCGGGGAGCCCCCUUCGGAGACGUCGCCCCGCCCCUCCCCUCCCCUCCCGGGAGCCCCUUCCCCAAGCUGUCCAGAGCCUCGGUUCUGGUCCCAAGUCCGUAGCUCUCCCCGCAAACCUCCCAGCCCUCCCCCGAAGUCCCCCCUGAUAGGGAAUCCCGGUGCUCCUCCAGUCUCCCUGCAGAGACUCGCCUUUCCCUCUUGUCUCCUCAAAGACCUGCCCCUUUGUCCUAGACUGAGGUCUCACCCCUUUUACACACACACACACACACACACACACACACACACACACACACACUCUCUCUCUCUCUCUCUCUCUCUCUCACACUAACUCUCCACCCCCUCCCCACUUGUCCAUACUCCACUCCCUAGGCUCGUCAGAUACACCCCACUCCUCCUUUCCCAAAAGAAUUGGGAAAUCCCUUUUAACUGUCCUCAGGGACUUGCCCUCUCCUUCCCCAAGCUGUCAUCAGAAACCUAUCCCAAAUCCCAGAAACCUGCCUCUUCACUUUUCACAGGCUCCCCCUAUACCUCCAUCUCUUCAAAGAUUCCCAUUUCCUCAUAGGAAUCUCUCCUUCCUCUGUUGACUUUUUUUUUUAGCAGAUUUCCACUCCCUUCCCGAAAACAAAACAACACUUCAGCUUGGGGAAUUUCUCUUUUUCUAACAAGGGCAGCCUCCUCUCAUAGUCCCUUCCUCAGUGGGGAUUCUUAAGGUACCCUCUUUUAAAUCAGUUUUAAGAGGGACCCUUUCCUCCUAGGGUUUUACUCUCCAAAUCAACACCUUUUUUCAUUCCUUUAAUUGAGGAAUUUUCUAAGAGAUCUGAGUUGCAUCUAUCAUAUAGAGAACCCUUCUCACUCCACCUCCUGUAGAAAACCCAGCCUUUCCCAGGGACUUCUCUAGGUCUGCCCUCCUGGGAUUUAAGAUUUUUUUUGUGGGGGUCCUCUUUAGGGAUCAUCCCCUCACAAUUCUUCCCUCCCCACCACCUAUCAGGUGCUUUCAGGGGAACCUUUGAACUUCUUUCAGGGGUUUCUUGAUCCUAGUCCCUUCUUCUGGCCCCAGUGUUCACCUCAUAGGGUCCAGUUCCCAGCCAGCUCAGGCCUGGCCCCCACCAGCCCUCCCGCAUGCAGCCCCGAGCUCUCUCGAAGCCCCCUGCCUCCCAGUCCCUCCUCAGAGGCUGCCCAGGGCACCUGUGCCCAAGGCAGUGCCAUUGCCAGACCUUGCUGAUCCUGGCCUGGCCUCACCUUCCUGCUCCCCGAUAAGAGAGGCCAGGGGCUCCUGCUUGUUGCCCCCAGCUCCUAUCCUGUGUCUCUUUCCUGAUGCCUCCUGCCCAGACCUGCUUGGUUUUGGCUCCUGUAAUCCUUGUCUAGGGGCCCCUUGGCCUAAGCCUCUUUGACUUUCCCUUGUCUGCCGGAAUCCCCCUUUUCUCUUCCCUCUUCUCCAUCCUGGGGGAGAGGAACCUUCCUGAGGCACCAUGCUGAAGUGCAUCCCCUUGUGGCGGUGUAACCGGCAUGUGGAGUCAGUGGACAAGCGGCACUGCUCACUGCAGGCUGUUCCAGAAGAGAUCUAUCGCUACAGCCGCAGCCUGGAGGAGCUGCUGCUUGAUGCCAACCAGCUGAGGGAGCUACCUAAGCCUUUCUUCCGCUUGCUGAAUCUUAGAAAAUUGGGCCUGAGUGACAAUGAGAUUCAGAGGCUGCCACCUGAGGUGGCUAACUUCAUGCAGCUGGUGGAGCUUGAUGUCUCCCGAAAUGACAUCCCUGAGAUACCUGAGAGCAUCAAGUUUUGCAAGGCCCUGGAGAUUGCAGACUUCAGUGGGAAUCCCCUGUCCAGGCUCCCUGAUGGCUUCACCCAGUUGCGCAGCUUAGCUCAUCUUGCCCUGAAUGAUGUGUCCCUGCAGGUGCUGCCAGGAGAUGUGGGCAAUUUGGCUAACUUGGUGACCUUAGAGCUACGGGAGAACCUGUUAAAGUCCCUUCCCACGUCUCUGUCCUUCCUUGUCAAACUGGAACAGUUGGAUCUAGGUGGCAAUGACUUGGAAGUGCUGCCAGACACUCUGGGAGCCCUUCCUAAUUUGCGAGAGCUGUGGCUGGACCGAAAUCAGCUAUCUACACUGCCUCCGGAGUUGGGGAACCUUCGGCGCUUGGUGUGCCUAGAUGUGUCUGAAAACAAACUGGAGCAGCUGCCGGCUGAGGUCAGCGGGCUCACCCUGCUCACGGACCUCUUACUGUCCCAGAACCUGCUUGAGCGGCUCCCGGAUGGCAUCGGUCAAUUGAAACAGCUCUCCAUUCUGAAAGUGGAUCAAAAUCGGCUUUGUGAGGUUACCGAGGCCAUUGGAGAGUGUGAGAACUUAUCAGAGCUCAUCCUCACUGAGAACAUGCUGACGGCACUUCCCCGGUCCUUGGGGAAGCUAACUAAACUGACUAAUCUGAAUGUGGACCGAAACCGGUUAGGAACACUCCCUGCCGAGGUUGGUGGCUGUACCAGUCUGAAUGUGCUUUCCCUUCGUGACAACCGCUUGGCCUCUCUGCCCCCUGAACUGGCUGGCACCACUGAGCUACAUGUGCUGGAUGUGGCAGGGAACCGGCUGCAGAGUUUGCCCUUCGCCCUCACCCACCUCAACUUGAAGGCCCUGUGGCUGGCAGAGAACCAGGCUCAGCCCAUGCUCAAGUUCCAAACAGAGGAUGAUCAGAAGACUGGGGAGAAGGUGCUCACCUGCUACUUGUUGCCCCAGCAGCCCUCACCUAGCCUUGACACUCUGCUGCAAAGCAGCCUGGAUGAGAGCUGGAGUGGCAGCCACAGUCAUGUGAACCGGGUCAGCGUGAUCCAGUUCUUGGAAGAGCCCAUGGGUAUGGAGGAUGAGGAGCCUGGGGCAGAGAAGAGGGGUCUGCAGCGAAGAGCUACUCCUCACCCCAGCGAGUUGAAGGUUAUGAAGAAAGUGAUUGAGGAUCGACGUAAUGAGGCCUACACGGCAAAGCCUGAUUCAGAGCAGAUAUUGCCCACUGAAGAGGAAAAGAGGCUGAGCUCUCAGUCCCACCAGAGCAUGGACUCACAUGUGUCCACCAGCACAGCCUCAGCAGGCAUUCUGGAAGAGGAAGAAGAAGAGGCGGAGCAGAAGCAGGGGCAAACAUCAGAAAGGGAGACAAGUCACAGAGCCAAUGAGGAGGAGGUGGAAAUUAUGGCAGCUGGCCAUGAGGAGGAAGUAGAGGAGGAAUAUGAUGAGCCCACCGUGCACUUUGCAGAGGACACACUGGUACGGAGUGAAGAUGAGGAUGAAGCUGAAGAACUGCGGCCCCCACCUGGGGAAAGGCAAAGGCUGAUCCGGAAAGAUACUCCCCAUUACAAGAAGCACUUUAAAAUCACCAAGCUGCCCAGGCCUGAGGCUGUGGUGGCCUUGCUUCAGGGGCUGUCAGGGGAUGGAGAUGGGGAGAUAGCCCCAGCAGGCUGUAGCAAUGGCCCCCAUGAUCCGCAUGAGCAGCGGCCUCUCCCUUGGGGCCAGCAUGCUGAAAUGAACAAGGAAGAGGACAAUGAACCUGAUGAAGAGAAGAAUGGGGCAGUGGCUGCCCCACCUUCUGUCAAGGGGGUGUCGUUUGACCAGGCCAAUAACCUGCUGAUAGAGCCUGCUCGCAUUGAGGAGGAAGAGCUGACACUAACAAUCCUGCGGCAGACAGGUGGCCUGGGGAUCAGCAUCGCAGGGGGGAAGGGCUCCACCCCAUACAAGGGAGACGACGAGGGCAUAUUCAUCUCUCGAGUGUCAGAGGAAGGUCCUGCAGCCCGGGCUGGGGUUCGAGUCGGGGACAAACUGCUAGAGGUGAAUGGUGUAACCCUCCAAGGGGCUGAGCACCAUGAGGCUGUGGAGGCACUUCGGGGUGCAGGUGGGGCAGUACUGAUGAGAGUCUGGCGGGAACGGAUGGUGGAGCCAGAGAAUGCAAUCACAGUCACUCCUUUGCGUCCUGAGGAUGACUAUAGUCCCCGGGAGAGGCGGGGAAGUGCCCUUCGUCUGCCUGAACCUUCCAGCACCCCUGGCCCUCCUCGACAAAGGCAUACUACCUUCCUGGUCAGAAGUGAAAGAGGCCUGGGCUUCAGCAUUGCUGGUGGCAAAGGCUCCACACCCUACCGAGCAGGAGAUGGGGGAAUCUUCAUCUCAAGGAUUGCUGAAGGUGGGGCUGCCCACCGGGCAGGCACAUUGCAGGUUGGGGACCGAGUAAUCUCAAUCAAUGGGGUAGACAUGACAGAGGCCAGGCAUGACCAGGCAGUCGCACUGCUUACUGCUGCCUCCCCCACCAUCACGCUGCUGCUGGAACGAGAGGCUGAUGGGCCUCUCACCCCUGCCCCACCACUCAGCUCCCCUCUACCCCCCAGCCCUGUCACACCCAUGGCAAUUGGGGAGCCUGGGCCCCCUCCUAGCCUCAUGGCCACCACUCUAGAAGGACCAUAUCCUGUGGAGGAAAUUUGCCUGGUGAAGGCUGGUGGGCCUCUGGGGCUGAGUAUUGUUGGAGGCUCUGACCAUUCCAGCCACCCAUUUGGGAUCCAGGAGCCUGGUGUGUUCAUCUCUAAGGUGCUUCCUCGGGGAUUGGCUGCUAGAAGUGGGCUGCGUGUGGGUGAUCGAAUUCUGGCAGUGAAUGGGCAAGAUGUUCGAGGGGCUACACACCAGGAAGCUGUGAAUGCCUUACUCAGCCCUAGCCCUGAGUUGUGUCUGCUGGUGCGGAGGGAUCCUCCCCCACCAGGCAUGAAGGAGAUCUGCAUUGAAAAGGCCCCUGGGGAGAAGCUGGGGAUCAGCAUACGAGGUGGGGCCAAAGGUCAUGCUGGGAACCCCUUUGAUCCCACUGAUGAAGGUGUCUUCAUCUCCAAGGUGAGCCCAGCAGGUGCAGCUGGGCGAGAUGGCCGUCUUCGUGUGGGGAUGCGGCUUCUCGAGGUGAAUCAGCAGAGCCUGUUGGGCCUGACACACACUGAAGCAGUGCAGCUACUUCGUGGUGUUGGAGACACCCUCACAGUGCUCGUCUGUGAUGGCUUUGACCCUGUCGCUGCUGCAGCCCUUGAGUUGUCCCCAGGUGUCAUUGCCAACCCCUUUGCUGCUGGUGUUGGGCGCAAAAACAGCCUGGAGAGCAUCUCAUCCAUUGACCGAGAUGUGAGCCCUGAAGACCUGGACAAGACUCUUAGUCCAGAACCUCUGAGGCUGGAUUACCGAACCCUGGCUGCUUUGCCUGGGAGCAGCAGUAUCCAGAGAAUCAAUUCUAGGGUUUCUCCAGGGGCCAUAGGAAACCCUCUUGAUGUCCCCCGCUCUCCUAGUAGCCAACAGCCACCUGCCUCCCCCCGACCCUUCCACCUGGUGGGCAGGGAGACCCGCUUUGCCUCCAUCAGCUUCCUGCCCUCCCAGGAGGAGCACAAAUCCACUAAACCUGGGGUAAUCCAACCUCGGCCAUGGCCAGUGGGAUCUACUGCAUCUGGUGGUAGAGACAGCCCCAACCCCUUCCAGUCUUCACCCUUGCCCCGGGCCUACCGCCCCAGCUCCCCUCGUACCUGUCCUCCAUCCCCACCCUCCCCCAGUGAAUUCCCUGUCAAUGUUAAGCAGGCCUACAGGACUUUCGCAGCUGUGCCCCUCCCCCACCCUCUGACAGAGGCUCAGGAGCUGCACAAGUGGCCAGGCCCAGAGUGGCUCCAAGUUUCCCCAGAGGUGGUAUCUCCUGGUAGUGCUGCCAGCCCAGAACAGUUGUCUUUCCGUGAGAGACAGAAAUACUUUGAGCUGGAGGUGAGGCCUCCCCAGGCUGAUGGUCCACCAAAGAGGGUAUCCCUGGUUGGUGAGGAUGACCUGAAGAAAAUGAAGGAAGAGGAAGCACGGAAGCUACAGCAGAAACGGGCCCUACUUCUUCAGGAAGAGGAAGAAGAGGAGGCAGAGGAAGUUGUAGCAACUGCCCCUGCCCCUGCCCAAGUGGAGGGUCUGGAGUCCCUGGGAGAACAGAAGAGAUGCCUCCCUCAAACUGAGCCCCCCAAUUCCCAGAGGAACUCACUGGAAGAAGGUUCCCAACAAGAGCCACGGCCCAACUGCCCAGCGAGGCUGAGCCCCAUGUCAUUGGGGGGCGGGGAAUUGGGCGCCCCAGUCCGGACAGCUAAGGCUGAGCGACGGCAGCAGGAGCGAUUGCGCAUGCAGAGUCCAGAACUCCUGAGUGGGCCUGAACGGGAGCUGUCCCCAGCUGAACGACGAGCUCUGGAGGCAGAGAAGAGGGCACUCUGGCGGGCAGCCAGACCCUCAACUUUGGACGACAGCCUUAGGGACUACGAGCAGGACCUGGCCCGUAGACUCUACCGGGCCCGCCAGCAGGGUCUUCCACUCAGACCUACCCCCCGAGCUGGGCCAGGAAGUCCUGCCCCAAGGAUGAAGUCCCUGGAACAGGAUGCCCUACGAGCCCAGAUGGUCAUCGCCAAAUCUCAAGAAGGAAGGGGAAAACGGAGUCCCCUUGGCCAGCUGACAGAGGCCCCCUCACCUGCACCCACUCCCUCACCAACACCACUUGAAGGUGGUAGGGGUGGGGAAGGUGAUCUUAGCCCCAGGAUUGUCACCUCCCCUGGCAGGCUGUCCUUGUCUGAAAAGAAGUUUGACUACCGGGAAUUUGCUGCUCUUCCUUCUUCCAGGCCUGUAUAUGAUAUCCAGUCUCCAGAUUUGCCAGAGGACCUGAAAUACCUGGAAGACAGCCUCAGUCCUGGCCUCCAGGAAGAGGAUGGAGAGGUAGAGCAAGUGUUGCUGGGGCCCCCUGGACCCAAUCCUACAGCCCUGGAGGAAGUAACUCUCUGCAGUACCCGUCGAAAACUUCGGCAUGAACGACGUGGCCUGGACCCUGUGCCCUCCUAGGCCCCCUAAAGGGGAGAAGGAAUGGGGGAGGGCCUUGGACCCUGUGUCCUCUUAGGCUCUCCAAAAAGGGGAGAGGAACCUGAAGCCACGCCCUCCUAAAACCCCAAGAGGUUUGAGGGGAGUGGCGGGGACCUCUUGGCCCCAUAAACUCAACUGGAGUAGGGGGGAAGAAAAGGGUCUAGAUCCCAUGCUCUCCUAGACUCCCAGGGCACAUUUUCUUCCCCCAUCCCCACCGAAGGAGCUUAUGGAUGUUGGGAAGUUUGUAAAUUGUGUCUAGGGAAUGAGAGAGCAAAAGUCUGUACCCUAACACCAGCCACACUGUGCUGGCCCCUUCCUCAGUGUCUGAUCUGGUGUGUAAGGGAACCAGCCAAUGGUAGGGUCACAGUGGAUGCUGCUUUGUCUGGGCUCCAUGUUUGACCCCCUGGGGUAGGGAUGAGCAGGUUCAGCCCUCGGCCUCAGACCUUUCCCCCCAGCUGUGGCUAUUCCUUUGAGCUGAAUCAAUGGUGACCUCCUAUCCCCACGAAACUGGAUCAUUUUAAUAGGAUUUUGGUUUCCCUUUGAUUGGGGGUGGUGGUGGGGCAGGCAUUUAUCACAAAUCAUUGUUCAUUGCUCCCCCUCCCCAUUCCCCGCAUCCCUGGGAGUUUUUUCUAACUCGGUUUUAGCAUUUUAACUCAAACUGUUGGGAGCCCCCUGGCUCAGCUUCAGUAACUAACUUGUGUCUUCCCUUACCACCCCCCCCUCACUUCCCCUCUCCCCCCAAAAAAAACCUGGUACUGGGCGUGUCACACGCCAGGGAAGCUAGCAUCAAGACUGUAACUAGUGACAUUUGUACAACCAAAGAAAUCUAUUUUGUGGUUUAAGGAUAAUAAAGUUUACUUUACAUUUUA